AUGGACAAAAAAUGCCGUGACUUUUUCAACCAGGACUAUUGCUUUGUUGAGUGCUCCCCUUAUCUUGGGCCAUGGCUAGUGCACGUGCGUUUAUUUUAAAAACUUUGCACGCAUUUUCCACUUAGGCAUAUAAGAUAGAACAGUCCGCCUCAGCCAAAAUAAUGAAUGUGGGCUAACUUAAAUGGGCGGAAAGUAAAGAAGUGCCUUUUCUGAAACUUUUAUUAAAGUGUGGAAAAGCAAAUUUAUAGUAAAUCGUCCAAAUAUAGUAUUUUGUUUAGUUUACGACUUACUAUUACGAUUAAUGGAAAUAUCACAUCGCAUUAUCCAAACGCGAAAUUUCAAUAAAACUAAAUCUAUGUCUUAAGGAAAAUAACAUCCUGAUAGUUCGAAAGUUACCUGUGCUUUAGACGUAGUACGAAAAUAAAGUUAUAUAUGUAUAAAACGUUUUGUUUUACUUUCUUUGCGUCUCGAUUGCCAAAUUUUGGCCAUAGAAGAAUAAUCCACUAAAGCAAAGACACUUUAUUUCCAAAUAAGCAUAUGAAAAUUUUACAUAUAUUAAUUAUGUGCUUCGGUAAAUCCUACGCAUUUCAAGUAAUUGCAUUUAUCUUUGCUCACUUAUGAAGUUCAUACGCUUUAAGACAUUUCGAUUCUCUGAAAAAUUACCAUUCUCAAACUUUUGCUGAGAAAAGCCAUCCGGGUCAUCCAUAAAUGCCGGAGUAAGUCUGGGAUGAUUGCUAGUCUUUGUAAGCGGUGCUAAGAUGCGCACACUUACUUAAAGAUGCAUUCCCUAGACAAAUGCUAUAAGUAGUCAAAAUUAUUUUAAAACCGGAGUAGUUAGCACGUUUAAGCCUGUGUUUUCAAAGUUGACAGCUUUGUCAUUCCUCUCUUAAAUCAUGAUUUGCAUUUAAAAACAUGACAUUGACUUAAAAUAUGCGAUACUUCGGUUGCUCAGGAGAAUUUUCCAUGGGAAUAAUUACAUUAAAAUGAAUUAAAUAAUUUAGACUUUUCUUGCGGUUGUACAAGCGUUAAGAAUUAAUUCGAAAAUAUUUCUGCUGCUUGAGUGAACGCACAUGGGUUUUCGUUAGCAGGCUGGGUUUUGUUUUAUACUGCCUUUAUUGAAAACAUACACGCGCUAACUAUUACAUCAAAUAUAUUUUCAUAACAUGCUACGCCUUGAGCUGGAGUGAACGUCCACACCGCAUGUAGACCCCUCGAUACCUCUUCAGUAGCCAGCUUCGUGUGGCGUUGCCGCGUAGCUCGACGUGGCUGCACCAGCCCCACUUAUGCUUUUUAAUCGACUUACUAUUUGGAUCUCAUCGACCUAGACCUGCUUGAAAAGUGUUAACCAGACGCUUAGCAGCUUUGAUGGGGAAUCAUUUUGUAAUUAAAAAAAGACAUGCAUCACUUAGUGUUGGCUAGCAAGCACAGUGUCUGCUGAGAAAUGCAGAGGUUUGCAUUACCAUUAUCAUCAAUAACUUCUGCCAACACCAUGUCUCUCCGUUUUCUGCAUUCAGCGGUGGCAUUGUGGUGGUUGCUAAUCCAAUUCACAUGGUGGCUUGUCAACUAUAUAGAGAACGUUGCGACAUUUGUAUGCCACCUUCUGCUACACAAUUUGACUGUAAUCUUGUGUUUUGUCCCCAGUCUGAACGCUCUCUCGGCCUAGAGCGUGUGUAUAAAGUACCUUUAUGUCAGACAGACUGCGACGCCUGGUAUGAUGCCUGCAAAACAUCAAUGACCUGUGCAGAAAACUGGCAGAGUGGUGGAUUUAACUGGACCACAGGUAAGUAGCUCCUUUGUUUUACCUACUACUAAUCUAAAUAUUUCUUAGCUCUGAAACGAGUGAGAUGUAUUAGGAGUUUCUGGCUCAGCAUUUAGAUUGAAAGAAGUUUUUCGAUGGCUGUUUUAACAGGCCACAACUUAUUUAGUCAUAAAACAUCUAAGGAGUAAAAACGUGACUGAAUUGUAGUUUUUGCAGAGUUGUUUCCAACUCAGCGGCAGACUUCCGUGCCAGUGUGAUGUCACUACAGUUGAUGAUACUGACCCUUGUACUUCCAUUAGGCGAAUAACAAGAUUAUUCAACAUGCUUUAUUUGAAUGAGCCUCCCACGCAACUAUAGCCGACAAAAUCCUAAACAAGGGAACCAAACUUAUUGCAUUAAGUGACUAUUUCUGCUACGCACUGGAAUGUAGGUAGAAGAAUCUAACUGCUCCCAAUAUCUCUACCAGUCACCGCAAAAUAAUAUGUCAGAAGACUCUUCCAACGAUUUGCGUUCGAUAAUUGUUGAUACAAGAAUGCGAAGUAGGGUAAUUUAAGGAAAUUAGGUAGGGAAAGAAUUGUACCAAGAGAUUCUAUCUCCGCCCAAAGUUUAUCGACCUGAACAUGUACAUGGCAAACCCAAUCACCACUGCACUUCCUUUAUCACUCAUGCCGAGCUCUUUUACUUUCUCUAUACAAUUUUUUUCUAUUUGGACAACAAAAUAAACCUGAGCAGAAGGAUAUGGCAUGCAGGGUUACGCUGAAUUAGACCAAUACCCUCAAGGACGUCAAGAGAAAUCCUUCUCGAAGAGGCAUGAUAACGUAGCCGGACAGUUUCUUAGAGUCCUACCAUCAGUGAUCUGUUUUUCUGCCAUAUAAUGCUUGGUCGGCACAGACGCCUCCCCUAUGAUUUUCAUUUAUCUAUGGAAACUACUUCAAUAUUGAAAUUUCGGGAAGAGUUCUCAGUAUGCCAUGCAAAUGUGUUGUGGAAUUUUCGCUGAAUAAUUCCCAAACGAACUGCGGCAGUUAAUUUCAGAAUAAAAUAAGCAUCUGUGUAGUGUAUACUUUUCCGCUGCUUUUAUGGUUUGUAUCAAGCAAUGUGUCUGGCGAAUAAAAAUUUAAGAAGCUCCUAUUUACCUAAGGGUGAUGAAAAAUUUAAGGAUUGAAAGUCCUUGUCUUAAGGGCUCUCAAGAAAUUCCACUAGUCAAAUAAUUUUCAAGAUGCACUGUACGGUUUUGCAUGUGUCGAUGGUGUCAAUAUGAAUGCAGAGCAUGUUUACAAACACUUUGAUUUGGCGACGGGUUAUUAAUAAGCCGUGACCUGCGAACGACAUAUAUGGUAUUCAUCGGGACUCAAGAACAAUGCGGAAACUUUUCAAUGCCCUUUUGAUGGAAAGCAUUACUUAGGUUAAGCGGAAGACUGAUUAGGAUGCAAUACAAUCUUGAUGACCCUUUUUGGUAGGCUAUUUACGGAUUCCAAAGAGGACGCCUUGCUAUCAUUAAUUCAGUCAGGUCAAGUUUUUCAUGCUUUUAUGCGACCUUAUAGCAUACAGUUACUUUUUAAAGAUAGUUGUUCUUCCGAUAAGAAUUUUGACUUCCUUUUACCUCACUUCACACCAUUUGAGUAAACAGUGUAACCCCGUGUAGGACAUGUAUUCGUACUUGGCCGAACGUUUGCCGUAAAUAGAUCGCCAAAUUUCUUUCAGAGGGAACUUCGUCUUAUCUUGCAUCCAUAGAUCCUGUAUUCUCUCAUGGCGAUUUUCUUCUUAGUUCAAGAAUGAUCAUUUAAAAAAUUUGUUUGUCUACUGUUUUUUCGAAGAAUAUUUGCGUUUCAUGGGAAGCGACUAGCAUAAUAAGCUACUUUAAUUAGGACAGGAAAAUUUGUUUGGUUAAUAAGCCACAGCUGAAGUUUGGUUUAUGCGUUCCGUACGCUUUGAGUGAGCACAAAACAAUUCAACAUGCAAAUGUUUGUUUGUAAUUGUUGGCCUGACAUCGCCUUGCCCGUCAGCAAAGUAAACCAGCUCAAGUCAGUCAGUUAGCAAGUCAGUGUAUUUAAAAGAAAUAGGCUUACACCUUGAAAUAUCCUAUUUGCAUAUAAAAGUCAAGAAAAUAAACAAAAUGAGAAGAAGUUACAGCAUUAAGUGGUGUAGACAUCGAUUCACAUAGGUCACCGGUCUUGUGGUUACAAAGUCAUAUAGUCUGCUUGUUGCUGUAACAUGUGUCUGUCAAACCGACAUUUAAAUAUCUCCACAGAUUGAGGAAAAACAAUCGUCUCGGUCAGGUCAUUUCACGGUUCCACGACACGGUUGGAGAAAAAAUACUUUCUCACGUUCAGUUUACCUUAGGGCACUCGUAGUUUUAAAGGGUAUCCUCGGGGGUUAUUUGUAAUGACGAGUAGGAAAAAGUCGUAACAACGGAUGGUGCAGUCCAAGCCACGCACUAUACUGAAAGUUUGUAUUAAGUCUUUACUCAACUGCCUAUAACUCAGAGGAUAGAGAUUAAGGUUAGUUAGUCGGAUCUCGUGUGGCAGUGCACACUGACCUCUUACUAAUUUUGUGGCUCGUUCUGCACCCUUUCGAGUGAACUGAAAUUCUGCUGCGUCCAAGUUCUUCAUGCCUGGAUCGCAUAUUCAAGAUGCGGACUUGCAAGCUUGCCGAAGACUUUGGAGAAGUAUUCUUCAUCGGAAACUGUGAAUGUCCGCUUGAUGGCGUAUAGCAUUGAUGUUGCGGCCUUAGCCGCUUUACAAAAUUGUGUAGAAGGCUUUAGGCUGUCUGCAACCGAGCCUCCGAGAUCUUUCUGCGUUUCUGCCUCUCGGAGUAGCAUUCCGUUUAGAUGGUAUUUCCGCAUACUACGGAUCUGAUUUACGAGGCGCAGCAUGGUGCAUUUGUUCAAAUGGAAGGACAGGGACCAUCUGCGGGAGCAUUUGCCCAAUCGACGAAGCUUUCCUUGGAAGUUGGCCUCGUCAGCAGCACUGUGAAUGACUACCUACAAACGCGCUCAAUCUUUGGGAUGCCAAGGCAGAGUAUGGAGCCGAAUUUUGACAAGCAUAGGCUCCUGGCGAGAAUUGAAGCGACAAUUAGCUCCGCCUAUAUAGUGGAGCACUGCUGACGGGAGGUCUUGUUACCGUGGACGCUAGACUGCCGAUGCCGAUGGAAUAUGACACUACUGUGGUUUUAUCUAACAAGCGGGACCACUGCUCCAUUGAAUGAGGCAUGCUAGUCAAACAAGACUGGUUUAGUCUGAGGCAUAAUAAGCUACUUUAUUUAAGACAGGAGCAUUUGGUUGGCUGAUAAGGCACAGCUGAACAAAAUUAGGAAAACAAAAAGAGGCCAACACUUCCAGCCACGAUUAGAUUACUCACAGAAUCUGUGAGGCACGUUUAAUGUUUAGGAGUGUGUUAGAUUAUAAAACAAAGAGGUAAGACAUUCGAAUGACCACUGAACAAAAUUAUAACAGCGGAAGCUAAAAGCGUACUGACCACUGGCAAGUGUCAUGAGACAAUUGAUCUUCUUAACUUUGUUUGCAUCUGGCCAACUCUUCCGCAAAAUGCUGGAGAACUAUUGAACCCCAUUCAACAGUUCGGUUAAACAUGACACAACUGAGCUCGUACUGGACGCGAGUUGUAAAACUCAGUCACAGGUGGAUGAGUAAGCAUCUAAAUAUGUCAUUACCAGCAAUAACCCAAAACAUGCCUAUGAUUUGUGAGCGCAUUCUGAUUAAGGAGAUUACUGAAGUCGACUAGUAGUCUAUCCGUGAUGAGGAACAAUGUUAAAUCAAGUCACAACCUUUCUAACUCCAUUUAAUUUUUUUACAAAGGAGGAUUGCGUGUGGGACUUUUAGUUUGCUGAUGAAAGGGUCAAACAGAAACGUUGGGCUAACAGAUCUCUGUGUAUCUGCAUUCGAUAAAUUCAAGCUAAACAGAGACAGAAGCCUGAAAUCGACAUCUUUAAUACAAUUUAUGUCAUACGGCCGCCAUUUACCAUGUUAACCUUAUGUCUGAAUCUGGUUUCAGAAUAAAUAUAAUAGAUUAUUAGAUGACUCACAGAGUCAUUAUCAAUCGGCCGCAAAGGGGCUGAUUCAAGAAGCCUAGAUGCUUGCUAUAUUCCACAGUUUAUUACGGUUUUCUGGAAUCUUUCAGUCAGUUGCCCUGUGGCAUCGUACAGAGGUGUCAGCUGGAGUAUUGCGAAAGGAUCUAAAUUUUCUGUAUUGCUUAACGACUUGUUAGGCAAUUACAGUAGAUGUGCUAACUCAUGAAAUGUCAACCAAACUUUCGAAAUGCGUUCUCGUUUCGAAAAGAUAAAUUAAAUAGUGUUGUAAAACAAAUCAUGAUGCAGCAUAAAUCUAUAAUGACCCAGUUACCUCAUUGUAUCGGCUUUCGAAAAACCUUAUUUUCGGCUGCAUGCGAAAUCUAUACUCUGCAAAAAAUGACUGCUUAAGGGGCAUGCAAUCUUCUCAUUGAUUUUCGAUGCCCUUGAAAAUUCAAUUAUAUUUCAUGGAAAACAUGCAUAAAAAUAUCCAUUCUUUUACUUAUUCGGUAGAAAAUCACGUCUUCUUCCAAUUUCACACUCAAAAGAAGAGUAUAAUUCGGUUUUAAAAAAGUUUUUAAUUGUGAGAUUUUCAAUACCGUUAAAUGGCCGUUCAUGAAACGUCAUGUAUCUGCAUUUAAGAAUGUGGCUUGUAAAGUUGACAAUAUUGCUCAAAUCCACUGCUUAAUUUUAUGAACCUCAUAUGGUCUCCUCUUAACACCGUAGAGAAAUGCAUGGUUUUCCGUACACGGAAAAUAUACAGCUUGUAGUUUUGAAAUCCUGAAUGCAAGUGUAACAACAGGUCGGGUUCAAAAUUAUUCGGUUUUAAAAAACGCUUCUAAUUCCCGAAUAAUUUUGAACCCGACCUGUUGUUACACUAGCAUUCAGGAUUUCAAAACUACAAGCUGUAUAUUUUCCGUGUACGGAAAACCAUGCAUUUCUCUACGGUGUUAAGAGGAGACCAUAUGAGGUUCAUAAAAUUAAGCAGUGGAUUUGAGCAAUAUUGUCAACUUUACAAGCCACAUUCCUAAAUGCAGAUACAUGACGUUUCAUGAACGGCCAUUUAACGGUAUUGAAAAUCUCACAAUUAAAAACUUUUUUAAAACCGAAUUAUACUCUUCUUUUGAGUGUGAAAUUGGAAGAAGACGUGAUUUUCUACCGAAUAAGUAAAAGAAUGGAUAUUUUUAUGCAUGUUUUCCAUGAAAUAUAAUUGAAUUUUCAAGGGCAUCGAAAAUCAAUGAGAAGAUUGCAUGCUCCUUAAGCAGUCAUUUUUCGCAGAGUAUAGAUUUUGCAUGCAGCCGAAAAUAAGGUUUUUCGAAAGCCAAUACACUGCGGUAACUGGAUCAUUAUAGGUUUAUGCUGCAUCAUGAUUUGUUUUACAACACUAUUUAAUUUAUCUUUUCGAAACGAGAACGCAUUUCGAAAGUUUGGUUGACAUUUCAUGAGUUAGCACAUCUACUGUGGUGUCGGAUUUUAAGUUCCGGACUAAAUGUUUCUUGAUACGCAGACGCCGGAAUUAGGAGGCUCAUCCAGAAUACAGGUGAGCUUGUGUUAAAUUCCAGGAAGUAUAUCUAGUUUUCUGUCCUAAUCCCAAUCCAAGCAUUAGCCCUAGCCCCGGCCUCGCUGGAAUUUAGCUCAAGGCACCUGACUUACGGGGUUCCCCAUUUCCUUAUCCUACAGAUCUUAUUGCUACAAAAUGGCUUAGACACAUGUCUUACUGUUCCUUGGUUAAAAGACACUGUGGCUCACGGGAAGACCUAUUGGGUUUCGUAAAUAAAAGUAAUAUAGCCACGAUUAUAUAAAGUUCAGAACUUUGUCGCAGGCAAGCGCGCUAAAUCAACGAUCUUAUUUAUGAAUACUGCUUCUUCGCCUUUGUGCAAAAAGUGCCUUAACGCAUUUACUCCGCUUGGUGCAAAAAUAAGGAAGCGUGGCCCUAUUCUUGUGCUCGUAAACGGAAUGCCAGAAAAGCUAAGGAGGCGACUUAGCCUGGAUAAGCAAGUAAUUUACCAAAGGUUUAUCUAGCCUCACUGUGCUACGCUCCAGUACUUAUUCUAGCAAACUAAAAUUGUCGUACCCACUCUCUGUAACCUUCCUCUUUAAGUGCCGCAUCUCGUACUCUUUGCUCAUCAUAGUGUUAUUAAAACUAAUUUCUAAUCUUUUGACCCGAAGUGUUUGAACGGCACCACAUUUGAUGUAAAAGCUUCCUGCUCCUUGCUCAUGAGCAACCUCCUCAAGCGUCCGUUAUGUCAGGAUUAACAGACCAUGGCCCUCGUAGCCUGCUAUGCGCUAGUAUUUCUCCAGCACCUGAUUCCCCGCCACUAGAUGCGCUUGCGCUCCCGCUCGGCAUACAGGUCGUGAGCAUGGCUGUCCAGUCAUCCUUGUCCUCUGACCCGUUGUGGUGCUGCUGUUGGUCAAAAACCUGCUCACUUGCUUUGUGGACAAGGGGGUGUGGAGUGGAGCACCACGGUUCGAGCUCGGCCGCGUCAUCCACCUGCCCCCUCCUCCGCCUCCGGUCUUCUCGACUCUGUCUUGAAAUUGGGUUCAGAGAAUGCGGUAGAUGCAGCGCAAGCCUACGCCCACUUUAAACUAAUUCACGCGCAAAUCACUGCGCCUGCUUCGUCUCACUGCGGAGCACACGGCGGACAUCGUCGGAUGCAACGGUCGAACUGUCAUUAGUGGACACAGUCCAGCCUAUAAAGGCGGCGACAAAAUCGCUAUUUCUGAUUGUUUCUCGACGUCGCUAAGGCUGUUGUCUCGCGCAUUAAAGGCAAAAUUCUCCGUCAUUCAGAUUGCCAGCUUUUCAGGUCACGUGUCAGCAGGAUCAUCUUGCGGUCCCACUUCAGAGUCUUCCUGUUAGCUUGAUCGUGCAGAAGGUUUGUCCUGCUUAUACGAAGCGUCCUAAAACCUUAAUGACCUUUUGCCUCAAAUGAAGAUCUAUUAUCGAGCUUAGCAUAGGGUGGUGUGAAUAAAUAAGGGCCAAACGCAUCCCACAGUUAGUAGUGGAAAACAGUUAUCAGGGUAAUUAAAUCGUUUAAAAAUCGUAUGAUUGUUGUUUACAUUAGCUGUGCGUAGUCAAUAACAAGGAGGCUUCCUAUGUUUCUUUUUUUGCACCUUUUGCGAUUUUCACUUAUGUCAGGCACCAACAAAUGUAAGAAAGGCUUUACUUGCAUGCCGAUCGGGGAAGUUUACAAAACCGCGAAAGACUUCUGCGAGAAGGUGUGGGAUCAUUCCUGGAAAGUUAUUGCCGACGGUAAGCACAACUGGUCCACAACACAACCUCAGUGCAUGCAUCUUGGAGGAGACGCUGUCGACACAAACAAUCGGGCCGUCGCAAAGCUCUAUGCCACUGCAAUUAUUCAACGUCUUCGCAGUGUUGCUUCCUCUCCUUUCGUUACCGGAAGUUCGGCAAUUCUACCACUCCUGCUUGCUGAAUCUCUCAGAUGGGCCCAGCUGCUCUAA
Messenger RNA from Spirometra erinaceieuropaei, 9238 nucleotides. The record is from the annotation of a GenBank genome assembly. NCBI's taxonomy places the organism in Eukaryota, Metazoa, Platyhelminthes, Cestoda, Diphyllobothriidea, Diphyllobothriidae.